UUGUGUGUUUCUGGUCGUAUCAGUUUAUUUAAUACUGAACACAAGUCUGAUCUAAGCUAUAGAGAUUGAGAAUCACAGUAGUGGUGUGGAGUGAUCUUUAUUUCUCUCAUUGCAUGUAGAGACCUUUCAGAUUCAUGCUUUAGUUUCAAGGAGCUCUACAUGAUGCUGGCAGGCAGAACUGUUUAAACAAAUCUAAUGUGGGGGUUUACAUGGGAAUGGAAGUUUACACACUUUAUAUUCAUGUUUAUUGCAUCUCUUGCCUGGUUAGUUCUGUGGGUGCUUACAAGCACCAAUAAGUAUACAUGCAAAUCUUUCAGAGCACUAAAAAUAAACUUCAUUAUCAAAUCUGUCAAACUUUUCAACAGUAACCUUUGUCUUCUGUGAAAGAAAUGCUGUCAUUUUCUAAGCAGUAUUCCUGAGGAUCUUAUGCUUGAGUGGUUACAUGUGUGGGUGCUUUUUAUACAUGUUUGAAUAUUUCUCUGCUCAGAACUGUCUUUGUUUGUAACCAGGAGGUCCCCGGUUCAAAUCCCACCUCAGCCACUGACUCAUAGUGUGACCCUGAGGAAGUCAUUUAACCUCCUUGUGCUCCGUCUUUCGGGUGAGACGUAAUUGAAAUUUGUUCAGAAGACAAAAUUGGAUUAUCCUUCUGAAAGAGAAGAUUCAACGAUGGAGCCUGUCCAUAUUAAACAGGAGAGUCCUGUACUAGAAUCAGUCCAUAUUAAAGAGGAGAGUACUGUACUAGAAUCAGUCCAUAUUAAACAGGAGAGUCCUUUACUAGAAUCAGUCCAUAUUAAACAGGAGAGUGCUGAACUAGAAUCAGUCCAUAUUGAAGUGGAGAGUCCUGUCAUAAUGUCAGUCCUUAUUGAAGAGGCAAGUCCUGUACUAGAAUCAGUCCAUAUUGAAAGGGGUAUUCUCAAUUCUAAACCCUUAAGCAGCUUGCAGGGCUCUCUCCCCUGUCCUGGAUGUGGGAAAGGUUUUAAUCCUGAAGGGAACCCUGGCGGCACUAUAUCCUGCACAGGAUGUGGGAUAAGUUUUUGUCAGUUACAAAACAUGAAACUUUACCAGCUUAUCCCCACUGGAGAGAAGCGAUUUUUCUGUACUGAAUGUAGGAAGAGUUUCAGCCGGAUAAGCAACUUGAAACUGCACCAGCAAAUCCACACAGGAGAGAAACGACAUGUCUGUGCUGACUGUGGGAAGAGUUUCAGACAGUCAAGCGACUUGAAAUCCCACCAGCGAAUCCACACUGGAGAGAAACCAUAUGUCUGCGCUGACUGUGGGAAGUGUUUCAGAAAUUUACGAAACCUGAAACUUCACCAGCUAGUUCACACAGGAGAGAAACGACAUCACUGUAAUGACUGUGGCAAGAGUUUCAGUCGGGUAGAAAAAUUGAAAAUACACAGGCGAAUUCACACAGGCGAGAGACCUCAUGUCUGUGCUGACUGCGGGAACAGUUUCAGUCAGUCCGGCACUUUGAAAAGACACCAGCAAAUUCACACAGGAGAGAAGCCACAUCACUGUCCCUGCUGCGGGAAGAGUUUCAGCCGGAUAAGCAUCUUGAAAUUGCACCAGCAGAUCCACACAGGAGAGAAACAGUAUGUCUGUGCUGACUGUGGGAAGAAUUUCAGACAUUUACAAAACCUCAAACUUCACCAGCGAAUCCACACUGGAGAGAAACCGUAUGUCUGUGCUGACUGUGGGAAGAGUUUUACUGCUUCAGCUUCUCUUAAAAAACACAAAUGCAAGUUGUGAAAGUUUAGGCAGAAUGUGAGUGUGUGUUCAUUCACCCGCACUCAGAAAUCCCAGUCGUUUUAAACAGCAGCUUAAUAUAGAAACUGUGAGAACUCUGAGUGUCUACAGAUGACGCAGAUCCAUCAAUAUUCAAGACACUGUUGUGAAGCCGUUACAUUAUAAAGCACUUUCCUAUGUUUUAUAUCAUUAAUAUCAUUGACUGACCCUUUAAACUAGUUUUAAAACACAGCCUGCUGUCUUUCCAGCUGAUAUCUGUGUAACUCUUCCUAA
Acipenser ruthenus (sterlet) is the source of this 2019-nucleotide messenger RNA. Its product is annotated as zinc finger protein 239-like. The coding region runs from base 667 to 1749 and encodes 360 amino acids. Gene Ontology annotation, biological process: regulation of cytokine production; regulation of immune system process; negative regulation of transcription by RNA polymerase II. The transcript has 2 exons. NCBI's taxonomy places the organism in Eukaryota, Metazoa, Chordata, Actinopteri, Acipenseriformes, Acipenseridae. The record is from RefSeq and is a predicted model, not a curated record.